CAACAUAGCGAACGAAUAGCUGAAAAGAAAGCAAUUGAGGCGGCUGAAAGUGAAAAGUUGAUGAAGAAAAUCAUUCAAAAGCAAGAAGACAGUCAACGCCGUUACGAACAAACUCUGAAGCAAGUGAAGCAACGCGCCGUUGAAUUGAGCAGUCCACGACCGUUCGAAACGAUCACGACCCUCGCCGAUUUCACGCAGUUACCAUCCGAAAUUGAGUAUAUUCACUAUUGCGUUGGUGAUAAUGUGAUCACGUAUUGUGGCAAUGACAAAACGAACAGUAACGAUGAUAAUAACAAUGUUAACAACAGCAAUACUAGUGUCAUGAAAAAGUGUAAUUUAUGCAAUGUAGAGGUACGUAUUGUUUAUUGCAUGUACAUAGGAAAGAUUUAA
Messenger RNA from Anisakis simplex (herring worm), 390 nucleotides. The record is from the annotation of a GenBank genome assembly. Lineage: Eukaryota; Metazoa; Nematoda; Chromadorea; Rhabditida; Anisakidae.